AGUGACACCGAUAAAAAGCCGCCAAGGAACAUGAUAAAACAUUUGAGCUUUUCUGGUCAUCCUUUUUCCUCAAGGUGUUGAUGAUUAGACAUCGUUGAUCGAUUCUCCGAAAAAGAAAACAACAAACUUUGAAGAAAAAAAAUGUGGUUUUUUGGAUCGAAAGGGGCAUCUGGGUUCUCAUCUCGUUCGACAGCGGAAGAAGUCACACAUGGAGUUGACGGAACAGGACUCACUGCCGUCGUCACAGGAGCAUCGAGCGGUAUCGGAGUUGAGACGGCACGUGUUCUUGCCUUGCGUGGGGUUCACGUAGUUAUGGCAGUCAGGAACACUGGUUCAGGUGCUAAAGUUCAGGAAGAUAUCAUCAAUCAAGUUCCUGGAGCUAAGGUCGAGGUUAUGGAGUUGGAUCUCAGUUCUAUGGAAUCUGUCAGGAAAUUCGCGUCUGAAUACAAUUCUUCUGGCCGUCCUCUUAAUCUUCUCAUCAACAAUGCAGGGAUUAUGGCUUGUCCUUUCAUGCUUUCAAAGGAUAACAUUGAGCUGCAAUUCGCAACCAACCACCUGGGACAUUUUCUGCUGACAAACCUUCUACUAGAUACGAUGAAGAACACAUCUCGUGAAAGCAAACGAGGAGGAAGGAUUGUUAAUGUUUCGUCUGCAGCUCAUCGGUACCCAUAUAAAGAAGGAAUCCGUUUUGACACAAUCAACGACAAGUCGAGUUAUAAUACCAUGCUUGCUUACGGGCAGUCAAAGCUGUCCAACGUUUUGCAUGCCAAUGAACUCGCAAAGCAGCUUAAGGAAGACAGGGUGAAUAUCACCGCAAAUUCCCUUCAUCCAGGCGUCAUUACGACCAAUCUAAUGCGCCACCACAGCUUCAUCAAUGAUUUCUGUCGCCGGAUUGAUGCAGGAAUUGUUCAGGCAGUGGGGAAAUAUGUGCUGAAGAGUGUUCCACAGGGGGCGGCUACAACUUGCUACGUAGCAUUGCAUCCUCAGGUGGCUGAGGUAACCGGAGAGUACUUCCAAGACAGCAACAUAGGAAAACCGACUUCACUUGCAAAAGAUUCGGAUUUGGCCAAGAAACUAUGGGAUUUCAGUAUGAAUCUUACCAAAUCGAGAUAAGCAAAAGUUCUUACACAGCAUUUGUGUUCAUCUUCUCCGUUAGUGAUGUCUGUUUUUUUUUCUUUCCUUUCUGCAAGCCAGCCACAGUGAAUGUUACUUGUUCAAACUUUUUGUAUGAAUUGGAAACUGAAUGUAACCAAACUCUGUAUAAACUGAAUGUAACACAAAUAUCUUUUGUAAACUUUUCUUCCC
This is a messenger RNA of Tarenaya hassleriana, 1305 nucleotides long. Its product is annotated as short-chain dehydrogenase TIC 32, chloroplastic-like. Lineage: Eukaryota; Viridiplantae; Streptophyta; Magnoliopsida; Brassicales; Cleomaceae. The record is from RefSeq and is a predicted model, not a curated record. Bases 142 to 1113 code for a protein of 323 amino acids. The transcript is spliced from 8 exons.